AUGUUUCGUAACAGACAAUCUUCGCAAAAGCCUUCAGAUGAGCUUUUUGAACGUUUUAGACAAUCGUUUCCCGGCGUUCGUGUAGGGUCCACCGGCGCCGCAAAUGAUUCACAGACAAUAACAAGUCUUGAUGGCUCCACACUCAACCAGCCAAGAUUCGGGCAUGAACACGAAGAUCUUGACCCAACUCCUCGAGCUCCCUCGGAACCCUUUCGCUUCACUCCCUCACUCCUAGAUCCAAACUCGUCGGCGUUUGCAGCGUUCGCAAACCAACCUCCGCCGGGAUUGUUUACACCGACACCUGGGGGCGGAAGUACCCUGUAUAACUCUCAUUCUCACCAUGAUCUUCAAACCCCAAACAUAGGAAUAAGUAUAGGGACUCCCUUAUCCAUGCCCAACACAGCUACUGCGAUGCCUCGUCCAACCGCUUCCGAGGAUGAUUACAAUACGCAAACGAUACAGCCACAUCAAUUCCAAAACUACCAGCCUUUUACACAAUCGCUGCACGCUGGAUAUCUAGAUCCUUCACACUUUCAUCCAAGGCCACCAUCAGGCCCGGGAAGCCCUAUGGACGUGGGCGAGACUGCCGAUGGAUUAGAAGCAGGGCCUUUGGACGGACCACAGAUGGAUUCUAGUGCUUUAAUGUCAUUGGAGGGAAAGCAGUAUGACCAUGAGCUUGCGCCAGUUUCUUCAGCCGAGAGAUUCCGCUUCCACGUUGUUUUGAACGCACCAACAGCGAUGAUAAAACACCCCGACGAAAUUCCAGUGACAUACCUUAACAAAGGUCAAGCAUAUGCAAUCUCUAUUCUCGACACUAACCCCCCAGUACCUAGUGCACUGACUGGCCCCGUCCGAUACCGCACCUAUAUCCGCAUUUCCUUUCACGACGAGACCCAGCGCUCCCGACCUGCAUCGUGCUGGCAACUGUGGAAAGAAGGUCGCGGCGCAAACGAGGCGCACCAACGCGGCGGGAAGCUCCAGGCCGUCGAGUAUGUAGAUCCCUCCUCACCAAAAGAAGACGAUAAGAAGGCGAGAGUCGAGAUCGAGGCGGCAUCGUUCGAUAGUUUUGUGGUUAUCUGGUCUCCUGGUACAUCGGGCGUGGCAGAGACUUCGGUGUCGGUGCGCUUUAAUUUCUUGUCGACGGAUUUUAGUCACUCAAAGGGUGUCAAGGGAAUACCAGUCCGGCUUUGUGCAAAGACUGAGGUUAUCUCUUCAGGCUCACCUCAUUGUCCAGUCGAUAAGCCUGAGGUGUGUUUCUGCAAAGUCAAGCUUUUCCGUGACCAUGGCGCAGAGAGGAAGUUGGCGAAUGAUAUCCUGCAUGUCAAGAAGACCAUAGAGAAGCUGCGACAGCAGGCCAACCAGGUCGAGGGUACGGGAAUGAAGAUUUUCGGAAAGAAGAAUAAGAAGGAGGAGGAGGUAUCUGGGCGGCCCGGAAAGGUUCCAAGACAUAAGAGGACAUGGUCAAUGUCUUCUGCGAGCUCAGUGGGAGGUGGUAGAUCACAGGAGGAAGACACAAAUGCGAAAUUGGCAAGUCUACAGGACAUGUUUACUAGCACUAGGGCCGUCAGCGUUCUAUACUUACGUGGGAGCGAUCUGGACGACCCGGAUAUCAACCCUGUGCACCUACCGGGUGAAGCUCCUGAAUUGGCAGACGAUAUCUGGGCCCGGAGAAGGUCGAGCGUUGCUACGACGAACACUACAGCAUCAUCGUUUGUGUCGCCAACUCCGAGCUCUGCAUCGUUGUCAAGUCAGCAUGGUGAUGGGUUUAGUUCCCCAGAAAGACGGGAAUGGGAGAGGGGCUUCCAGCCUCUACCACCUCCUCAGCAGAAUAAUAUUGGCUCAGAGAUUCCAAUUCGUGUAAAGACAAGCAACGAUACUGGUAUGCUUUCGGGAUGGAUCGAAGCGAUUGGGAUUGAUUCCACUUAUAUCCCCCCCGCAGAAAAAGCAAGCAAGGCUGUUAUGUCAAUCUACAUUCUUCCCACGGCCCUUGGAUCCCCACAGAAUGGCCAAAUAUACCGCGCAGUCUAUCUCCAGGCCCGAACCGCGCAAUGUUUAACCUCCAGUAUCGCUGCUAAAUGUGGCAUCGAUCCUGCCACUGUUCUACGCACUGUUCACAUGAGCAGUCGUGGCCUCAGUAUCUUUGUGGACGACGAGUUUGUACGUGAAAUGGCAGAGGGACAAGACAUGAAAGUCCAGGCCGUUGAGAUUCGUGAGGAGUCACCCUUUGCAUCCCCACCACAGGAGUGGGCGAACAGUCCCGAGGAAUCCCAAGAUGGAGAAGGGAACUUGAAGAAUGGUGCACCGCACGGGUGGGAGUUGAGACUGCUUUACUAG
Messenger RNA from Morchella importuna, 2334 nucleotides. RefSeq lists its product as uncharacterized. Gene Ontology annotation, cellular component: nucleus. The record is from RefSeq and is a predicted model, not a curated record. Gene Ontology annotation, biological process: regulation of transcription by RNA polymerase II. Lineage: Eukaryota; Fungi; Ascomycota; Pezizomycetes; Pezizales; Morchellaceae. Gene Ontology annotation, molecular function: DNA-binding transcription activator activity, RNA polymerase II-specific; RNA polymerase II cis-regulatory region sequence-specific DNA binding. The transcript has 5 exons. Bases 1 to 2334 code for a protein of 777 amino acids.